Messenger RNA from Tilletiopsis washingtonensis, 1892 nucleotides. RefSeq lists its product as hypothetical. Lineage: Eukaryota; Fungi; Basidiomycota; Exobasidiomycetes; Entylomatales. The record is from RefSeq and is a predicted model, not a curated record. Bases 230 to 1771 code for a protein of 513 amino acids. The transcript is spliced from 2 exons.
CGACACGCUCUCGCACAGCGGCCAGCUGCCAGACCUGGCGCGAACACGCGACGGGCAUCGCGGCGUGAGCCACUCGCCGGUGCUCUCUUCACGCUCCCGUGCUUGGCGCGUCGAGGUGCCAGCUCGCGAUGCGGCAAUCGAGCCGGCGCCGCUUAGCGCCUCGGGUCUCAGUGUGGCCGAGUACGCCGCACUGCGCCGUGCGGCCGCUGAGGAGUACGCAGCGAGGGCCAUGGCACAGCGGCAGAGAAGCGGCGCUGGCAGUCAGCGGAGACGCUUCGACCACUGGGAGCCGGCGCCGCUCAGCCCGACGCGCGAGCGCAGUGGCAGCGGCGAUGAGGAUCGCUCCGCCUCGCGGGUCACUCGCGCAAAGGACCAGGGCGCACCAGCGGCCAUGGUGGACAGCUUCACGAGCGAGCGCAGCAGCGGCAGCGAGCGGUACGGCUAUGGCUUUGGCAUCGCGAGCACACCAGCCCUGCGCGGGCCUGGGCCAUCAGUGCCCCGCACGCGCACACGCUCGGAGCCACAGCCGGCAAACAGAGCGGAGACGGACGAGUCCGACGACGAGACGGAGCAGGAGCGGCGCGGGCGAGGCAUGCAGCGCACCGCCGAGCGCGUGGCCAACAGCUCGGCCAUUGCCGAAGCGGCGUCGCGCAGCUCUGGCGUACAAGCUGCGGCCGGCGAGCAGGAGGAGGCGACGUGCUACUUCGAGCGCUCUCACUCCUCGCACGCGCCCGUUGCGUCAGGUCGGACAAGUCCCGUCGCGGAGCGCGGCGCACCCGCCGCACCAGCUACGUCUGUGUCGCCGUCGCGACGGCGAAGAGCAGGCCGCGGUGUGGGCGCCUUCUUCCUCGGCCUGGGGGCGCUGUGGGGCCUGGGGCCAUCGACUGGCACCAGCGAGCUGAUCCGGCUGCCGCCGGCGCUGCAGCGCUCCUGGACGCCGCUCGAGCAGCUGCGGCAUCCUGCCAUGCUCUAUGCUGUGCCGGAGGCUGCCGUGCCGCACGAGCACCGACACCGCGGCUAUCACCGGUGGUCUGUGCCGCUCCGGUACGAGCCAAAUGCGACAGAGCACGCAAUGUCUGUGGCAUUGUCGCAGCUGCACUUCGUUCCAUCCAGCGCGCCGAUGCGGAGGACGGGAACGGCGGACGCAGCGUCGUCCUCGCCCCGACCACGACCUGCCAGCGAGGACGACUGGGACCGCAUCAUCGGGCGCAUCUUUGCGUGGACGUGCUGCGUGCUCUACAUGACGUCGCGCAUCCCGCAGAUCUGGUCCAACUACGUGCGCCGCAGCGUCGAGGCUCUCGAUCCUCCUCUUCAUCGCAGCAGCCGGCGGCAACACGCUGUACUCCAUCAGCGUGCUGAGCUCGCCGCUGUCAUCCGGGCCGGGCGCACGGGAGUACCUGCUGGACUGCUUGCCCUUCCUGCUCGGCUCGGGCGGCACACUGGUCUUCGACGCCAUCAUCGUGGCGCAGUUCCUGGCCUGGCGACACGUGCCGCUCGAGGUCGAGCUGCUGCGCAUCGAGGAGGAGGAAGAGGACCCGCUGGCGCCCGAGCCCGGCUCCUUCUCGGCGCGCCCCGGCUUCAGCCGCCGCUCCAGCAUCGCCAGUGCGCGCGAGGACGUCGAGCGCGUGCGCAGCAUCAGCCGGCCGCGCGGGGCGGCCGAGUCGCUGCGUCGCAGUGGCAGCAGCAGCAUGCCGCGUCCGCGCAGACAGCUGCGCUCCGUGCCGCCUCGCAUGACGCCGAUGGCUCGCACCGCGGCAGAUGUCGAACCUGAGCCUUCGUCGACGGCGCCGCGGCGCAGCCGGACGCCUGGCGAGCGCACGCCGCUGCUGUCCUGAGCGCGCCUUGCCGCACCCUAUCGUUACCGAGUCACCUAGAGCGUCCGCGGUCACACA